UUGGUCCUUUUUAUGGUGUCAAGCUUUUCUCGUGUUUUUACCUACUGCGCGGGCGUCAAGCGGCGAAGCGCGGCGUCUGAGGCAUGAUUCUAUGAUCACUAGUGUUGCUGCGGAGGCUAAGCCAACCAGUAUUUCUCAGCGGCUGCGAGCCGGACCUUUUUUUUUUGCGAUGCUGGAACCUGCAUGCACUAAUCCUCUGCUGGGCCUGGCCGUGCGCCAGCCGCGGAAUCUAUAGGGUUUGAAGUUGGCUGUCGCUUCCUUGAUACGACAGCUACGCAAUAUUAAAAGUUGGCGGGCGACAGACGGCGACACGCGGCGCCACAGCUGCAAAACCAGCCUCCCCGCACGCACCUCAUACGUACCCGUGGCCCCGAGAGCGUUGUAGCCAAGGCGCGGAGACAAAGCUGAGUAACCUAAGAAACGACGCGGAGCGUUGGAGUGAUUUAUAGCGGUCGGCGUGUCGGGAUGAGCGGCACGCGACUCCCGCCGAACCUCGGCGCCCACUCGCGCCGCGUCACGGAGCUCUUCAGACCACUGCCGCUGGCCGAGCGUCUAGCCGACUCCUUGAUCUUGCUCCUCCGAUACCUCGACGCCGCCGGAAUCGCCGCAUACGCGUCGACGGCGAAAGGUAGCCGCCACUGCCUCAGGCUCGCGCCGCUGCUCGCCUACGAGGCGGCGGCGCGGUGCACGAGCGUCGAGACGCCGUCGACGGAACCGCUCGUGCGCUACGCGCCCGAGUUCUUGAGCCGGCCGGAGUGCGAGGCACUCAUCGCUCUGGGUCGAGUCGCGUCCUCGUCCCCUUUCGGCGGCCGCGUCGGCGCGCGGAGACUCGGCGCGAAACACUACGUACAGCUCGGCCUCGCGCCAGAGUUCCACCCGGACGGCCUGACGCGGCUCCUCGCGUCGAUCGACCGCCGCGCGCGCUCCCUCACCGGCUGUCCGGCCGGCGACGCGUUCGAGCUCAACUUUACGCCCGCGCGGCGCGAGGUCGGACCGCGUACCGCGGCGGAGGCGGGCGUCACGCUUGACUCGGCUGUCUGGUGGUUGAGCUCCGGCGGUGUGCACGUCGACUCCAAUAACGGGUUCCCGCACCGCUACGCGACAGUACUCGCGUACCUGAACGACACGUCGGGUGGUGCGACGUGUUUUCCCGCAGCCGGGACCGCGCGCGCGGCCAAGGACGCGGCCGUGAGACUCCUCGCCGCCGGCUACACCCACACCGACGCUGCGGUGAGACAAGACGACGACGAGGGGGCGUUUGAUGACGCAUGCACGCUCCUGGAAAGCGGCUCUCGACUCAUGCUCGACGAUGUCCCCGCGACGACGACGCGAGGACCGCACGGCGGCGUGCGGGUCCAGCCGAAGGCCGGCGCCGCUGCUUGUUUUUGGUCCCUCGGAGAUGACGGCGCGGUCGACCCCGCCUCGUGGCACGGCGGCGCGCGCGUCGUCGGCGGCGAGGACGGGCCCUCGUACUUCGAAAACGGCAAGUGGACGCUGCAGUCGUUCCGCCAGCUUCCCGAGACCAAACGCGACGCGGACCGGGCCGACUUCGUGCGGCGCAGCAGGCGCCGGGAAGGCGGGGAGGGCGGCGGACUGCGCUGGGAGCUCGUGUAAGAAUGUACUUG
Molecule: messenger RNA, 1625 nt
Organism: Pelagomonas calceolata
Lineage: Eukaryota; Pelagophyceae; Pelagomonadales; Pelagomonadaceae
Source: the annotation of a GenBank genome assembly